AUGGGGGCCCUGCUGCAAAGACAGACUGAAGUUCAAGUGGCAUACAUGGGAAGCUUUGAAGAGAAAGAGAAGCAGCAGAGCGUCUCACAUGGUGAAGCCGCCGUCAUCCGUGCUCCCCGCAUUGCCAGUUUUCCUCGUCCACAGGUCACGUGGUUCCGCGAUGGGCGCAAAAUCCCUCCCAGCAGUCGCAUAGCUAUCACGCUGGAAAACACACUGGUGAUCUUGUCGACGGUGGCCCCUGAUGCGGGAAGGUACUAUGUGCAAGCUGUAAAUGACAAGAAUGGGGACAAUAAAACCAGCCAGCCCAUCAUGCUCACUGUGGAGAAUGUAGGCGGUCCAGCUGACCCCAUUGCUCCAACCAUCAUCAUUCCACCCCGCAACACUAGCGUAAUCUCUGGUACUUCUGAAGUGACUCUGGAGUGUGUGGCCAAUGCUAGGCCACUUAUCAAACUACACAUCAUCUGGAAGAAAGGUGGGGUUCCAGUAUCCAGUGGCAUCAGUGACUACAACCGGCGGUUGACCAUCCUUAAUCCCUCCCUAAGCGACAGUGGCUACUAUGAGUGUGAAGCUGUGUUGCGCAGUAGCAGCGUACCCUCUGUGGUUCGAGGAGCUUAUCUCUCUGUACUGGAACCACCCCAGUUCACCAAGGAACCAGAAAGACACAUUACAGCUGAGAUGGAAAAAGUAGUACAGAUUCCAUGCCAAGCUAAAGGUGUGCCUCCACCCAGCAUGUUCUGGUACAAGGAUGCAGUACUACUUGGAAUGGAGAAGCUUGCCCGCUUCAAGCUGCUUGCCAAUGGGAGCCUGCAGAUCAGUGGCCUAAUGCCAGAUGACACAGGGAUGUUCCAGUGUUUUGCCCGCAAUGCUGCUGGAGAGGUGCAGUCUUCCACAUACCUGGCUGUCACUAGCAUUGCGCCCAACAUAACCAGAGGGCCCUUGGACAGCACAGUGAUUGAUGGAAUGGCUGUGGUUCUCAGCUGCGAGACCUCUGGAGCUCCCAGACCGGCUAUCACCUGGCAGAAAGGUGAGCGGAUCCUGGCCAGCGGUUCAGUGCAGCUUCCUCGUUUUACUUUGCUAGAGUCGGGAAGCCUCCUCAUCAGCCCUGCCCGGAUCUCGGACGCUGGCAGCUACACUUGUCUUGCUACUAACUCGCGUGGAGUCGACGAAGCCUCUGCAGAGCUGAUUGUCUGGGCCCGGACUCGUAUCACCAACCCACCUCAGGAUCAAAGUGUCAUCAAAGGCACCAAGGCUUCAAUGACCUGUGGAGUAACACAUGACCCCAAUGUGAUAGUUCGGUACAUGUGGGAGAAAGAUGGCACAAUUGUGAACACAGAGAACAUGCCACGCCUGCGUCUGGAGAGCACAGGCACUUUGCACAUUGCCCAGACCUGGUCAGGGGAUAUUGGCACCUAUACAUGUCAUGUGAUAUCUGCUGGAGGCAACGACUCUCACAGUGCCCACUUGCGAGUCCGGCAGCUUCCACAUGCACCAGAAAACCCCGUUGCCAGGCUAAGUACUGUAGAGAAACGGGCCAUCAACCUGACAUGGACCAAGCCCUUUGACGGAAACAGCCCAUUGCUACGUUACAUCCUUGAGGUCUCCGAAAAUAAUGCUCCCUGGACAGUUCUUAUGGCCAGUGUGGAUCCUGAAGUAAAUUCAGUGCUGGUGAGAGGAUUAGUUCCUGCCCGCUCAUACCAGUUCCGCCUUUGUGCUGUUAACGAUGUGGGCAAAGGCCAGUUCAGCAAGGACACUGAGAGGUUGUCCCUUCCGGAGGAACCCCCUACAGCACCCCCACAAAAUGUCAUUGCCAGUGGUCGCACAAACCAAUCUAUCAUGAUCCAAUGGCAGCCACCACCUGAAAACCACCAGAAUGGCAUUCUCAAGGGAUACAUCAUUAGAUUUUGCCUGGCUGGUCUGCCAGUUGGCUACCAGUUCAGGAACAUUACAAAUGCUGACGUCAACAAUCUACUGCUUGAGGACCUAAUCAUUUGGACUAACUAUGAAAUUGAAGUGGCUGCCUACAACAGUGCUGGAUUGGGUGUCUACAGUGCCAGAGUCACAGAAUGGACUCUCCAGGGUGUUCCCACCGUGUCUCCGGGUAAUGUACAGGCUGAGGCCACCAAUUCUACUACCAUUCGUUUCACCUGGAACCCUCCUAGCCCCCAGUUUGUUAACGGCAUCAACCAAGGCUACAAGCUGAUUGCCUGGGAACCGGUACAAGAAGAAGAUAUGACUAUGGUGACAGUACGGCCUAACUUCCAAGACAAUAUCCAUGUUGGUUAUAUCUCAGGUCUCAAGAAAUUCACAGAAUAUUUCACUUCAGUCCUGUGUUUCACUACUCCAGGCGAUGGACCUCGCAGCCCACCACAGCUGGUGCGCACCCAUGAGGACGUUCCCGGUCCAGUGGGACAUCUCAGCUUCAAUGAGAUCUUAGACACAUCUUUGAAGGUCAGCUGGCAAGAACCCUUGGAAAAGAACGGCAUCUUAACAGGCUACCGAAUCUCCUGGGAGGAAUACAAUCGCACAAACACGCGUGUUACACACUACCUUCCCAAUGUCACCCUGGAGUAUCGUGUUACUGGCCUCACUGCUUUGACCACCUACACUAUUGAAGUGGCAGCCAUGACAUCCAAGGGACAAGGACAGGUUUCUUCCUCUACCAUUUCUUCUGGAGUUCCCCCAGAGCUCCCCGGGGCCCCAUCUAACCUGGGCAUCUCCAACAUUGGUCCCCGUUCAGUCACACUUCAGUUUCGCCCUGGUUAUGAUGGGAAGACUUCCAUUUCCAGGUGGCAGGUAGAGGUUCAGAUGGGUCAGACUGGAGAGACUGAAGAGUGGAUGCUCAUCCACCAGCUUUCUAAUGAACCAGAUGCUCGGUCCAUGGAGGUGCCCAAUCUCAACCCCUACACAUAUUAUAGUUUCCGAAUGCGACAAGUGAACAUUGUGGGGACAAGUCCACCCAGCCCGUCUUCCCGCAGGAUCCAGACAUUGCAGGCUCCACCUGAUGUAUCUCCUGCCAAUAUUACAGUACGAACAGCCAGUGAAACCAGCCUCUGGCUACGAUGGAUGCCACUGCCAGAGAGUGAAUACAAUGGCAGCCCUGAGUCGGUGGGCUACCGGUUGCGCUACUCACGUCUUGAUGGGCGCAGCCACACCCUGACCAACACCAUCCAUGACCGUGUGGAGCGUGAGUUCACCAUUGAGGACCUGGAGGAAUGGACCGAGUACCGUAUACAGGUGCAGGCCUUCAAUGCUGUCGGGCCAGGGCCAUGGAGUCAGACUGUAGUGGGGCGAACCCGGGAGUCAGUGCCUUCAUCCGGACCCACCAAUAUUUCAGCACUAGCUACCACUUCCACCUCUAUGCUAGUGCGGUGGAAUGAUAUCCCUGAAGCUGAUCGAAAUGGAUUUAUCCUAGGCUACAAGAUCAUGUAUAAGGAGAAAGAUUCAGAUUCAAGGGCCCAGUUCUGGUUGGUGGAAGGCAAUGCCUCUCGGAGUGCCCAGCUCAUAGGCUUGGGAAAAUACGUCCUUUAUGAGAUCCGGGUGCUUGCUUUCACCCGCAUUGGUGAUGGAGUGCCCAGCAAUCCGCCUAUACUUGAGCGCACACUGGAUGAUGUGCCUGGGCCACCAGUAGGCAUUCUCUUCCCUGAAGUGAGGAUAACUUCUGUACGGCUAAUCUGGCAGCCUCCUUCUGCUCCCAAUGGUAUCAUUCUAGCAUACCAGAUCACUCACCGCCUCAACACUACAACUGCCAAUUCAGCCAACGUAGAAGUCCUCAGCCCCAGCGCACGCCAGUUUACUGCUACCAACCUCAGACCGGAGUCCACCUAUCUCUUCCGUAUCACAGCGCAGACCCGAAAGGGCUGGGGUGAAGCUGCAGAGGCCUUAGUAGUCACUACGGAAAAGAGAGACCGCCCCCAACCACCCAGCAAGCCCAUUGUGUUGCAGGAAGAUGUCAAGGCCAGGAAUGUGCUAUUGUCCUGGGAGCCAGGCAGUGAUGGGCUGUCACCUGUCCGAUACUAUACUGUGCAAACACGGGAACUCCCUGACGGGAAAUGGAUGUUGCAUUCUGCAUCUGUGAAGCACAACACCACGUCCUUCAUUGUGAACAGAUUGAAGCCAUUCACCACCUACAAAUUCCGUGUUAAGGCAACCAAUGACAUUGGUGACAGUGAAUACAGUGAAGAGUCAGAAUCACUCACCACACUACAGGCUGCCCCAGAGGAAGCUCCCACGAUUUUGUCAGUGACACCACACACCACCACAUCCGUGUUGAUCCGCUGGCAGGCCCCAUCUGAGGACAAAAUCAAUGGCAUCUUGCUAGGCUUCCGCAUCCGAUACCGGGAGCUGCCAUAUGAAGGGGUACGAGGCUUUAUUGCCCGUAGCAUGGGCAGUCCCAAUGCCAGAUGGACAGAGUUGACCCAUCUGAACAAACACCGUCGCUACGAGAUCCGCAUGAGCGUCUAUAAUGCUGUGGGUGAAGGCCCCACCAGUUCCCCCCAAGAGGUCUUUGUCGGUGAAGCUGUCCCUACAGCUGCACCACAGAAUGUAGUUAUCCAAACCAUCACGGCUACCCAACUUGACAUUACUUGGGAGCCACCACCUCCUGAGACACAGAACGGAGACAUCCAAGGCUACAAGAUUUAUUUCUGGGAAGCUCAGCGGCAGAAUGAAACCGAAAGAGUGAAAACACUCUUCUUACCAGAGAGUGGUGUCAAACUGAAGAACCUGACGGGCUACACUUCCUACCUCAUCUCUGUCCUUGCCUUCAAUGCUGCAGGUGAUGGCCCCCGCAGUAUCCCUAUCAAGGGCAGGACCCAGCAAGCAGCCCCCAGUUCCCCAGGCUCUGUCAAAUUCAGUGAACUUACCACAACUUCUGUGAAUGUGUCUUGGGAGCCCCCGGUCUUCCCAAAUGGAAUCCUGGAAGGCUACCGGCUUAUCUAUGAACCCUGCAUGCCUGUGGAUGGGGUCAGCAAAAUUGUAACUGUGGAUGUGAAGGGAAACAGUCCUUUGUGGUUGAAAAUCAAGGACCUGUCCGAAGGUGUCACCUACCGAUUCCGAAUUCGAGCCAAGACCUUCAUUUAUGGGCCGGAAGUAGAAGCCAACAUCACCACAGGGCCAGGGGAAGGUGCUCCAGGUCCUCCCGGUGAACCCUUCAUCUCCAGAUACGGUUCAGCCAUCACAAUCCACUGGUCGAGUGGUGAUCCAGGGAAAGGGCCCAUCACCAGAUACGUCAUUGAAGCACGUCCUUCAGAUGAGGGGCUGUGGGACAUUCUCAUAAAGGAUAUUCCCAAAGAAGUGACUUCUUACACUUUCAGCAUGGAUAUUCUGAAGCAGGGGGUCAGCUAUGAUUUUCGAGUCAUUGCUGUCAAUGACUAUGGCUAUGGGACACCUAGCAGUCCAUCCCCUUCAGUGUCAGCUCAAAAAGCCAAUCCCUUCUAUGAAGAAUGGUGGUUUUUGGUGGUCAUUGCUUUGGUGGGACUCAUCUUCAUUCUCCUCCUCGUCUUUGUCCUUAUAAUUCGUGGGCAGAGUAAGAAGUACGCCAAGAAAUCUGAUUCAGGGAGCAACUCCAAGUCUAAUGCACUUAGCCAUGGUGAAAUGGUCAGUCUGGAUGAGAGCAGCUUCCCUGCUCUAGAACUGAAUAAUCGACGCAUGUCAGUAAAAAAUUCCUUCUGCAGGAAGAAUGGAAUAUAUACAAGGUCCCCACCACGGCCCAGCCCAGGUUCGCUGCACUAUUCAGAUGAAGAUGUCACCAAGUACAAUGACCUCAUUCCAGCUGAGAGCAGCAGCCUUACCGAGAAGCCUUCAGAAAUCUCCGAUUCACAAGGAAGUGACAGUGAGUACGAAGUGGAUCAGAACCAUCAGAAAGCCCAUUCUUUUGUCAACCAUUACAUCAGCGACCCAACUUAUUACAACUCAUGGAGGCGCCAGCAGAAGGGCAUCUCCCGGGCUCAGGCCUACAGUUAUACAGAAAGUGACUCUGGGGAGCCUGACCCUUGCCCUAUGUCCAACAGCACCAGUACCCAACAAGGCAGCCUCUUCCGACCCAAACCCAGUAGGACUCCAACCCCACAAACCCCAGUCAAUCCACCUAGUCAGCAGAGCACUCUUUACCGACCACCCAGUAGCCUUGCCCCGGGAUCCAGAGCCCCUAUUGCUGGGUUUUCUUCCUUUGUUUGAUCUGUCUAAAAGAAAGAAGAUGAAGAAGAAGAAGAAGAAGAAAGGGGUAACAACAACAAAAGGAUGGAUUUAAUAAUAACAACCGUGACUUUUGGGUCCAGGAGUGUUACUUUUCAGAAGUAAUGAGAUGAUGUUGGAGACAAUCAGGCAUAACCGAGAUGGGAUUCACUGACGGCUCCUGCUUCUAAUAUUGCACAGUUGCUCUUCAAAGGGAUUCAUCUGUCUGCAGAUGAACAUCUGGAGCAAAAUAGGAGAUAAGCUUGUUUUCAGGCCUAUGGUUGAAAGAAGGCUGGAAGGCAACAGGGUAAAACUGGGAGCCUCGAAGCUAAGAGGACAUUUGGUAUUAUAGUCACACCUCCCUGCAGUUCAGUUUUCU
Molecule: messenger RNA, 6550 nt
Organism: Protobothrops mucrosquamatus (brown spotted pit viper)
Lineage: Eukaryota; Metazoa; Chordata; Lepidosauria; Squamata; Viperidae
Gene: SDK2
Product: sidekick cell adhesion molecule 2
Exons: 42
Coding region: 1-6174 (2057 amino acids)
Molecular function (GO): protein binding
Source: RefSeq, a predicted model, not a curated record